Vitis vinifera (wine grape) is the source of this 5091-nucleotide messenger RNA. RefSeq lists its product as uncharacterized. The record is from RefSeq and is a predicted model, not a curated record. Gene Ontology annotation, cellular component: plasma membrane. The transcript is spliced from 15 exons. NCBI's taxonomy places the organism in Eukaryota, Viridiplantae, Streptophyta, Magnoliopsida, Vitales, Vitaceae. The coding region runs from base 657 to 5003 and encodes 1448 amino acids. Gene Ontology annotation, molecular function: oxidoreductase activity.
GUACUUGCAUUUCCAAAAAAUGUCAACUGUACUUGCACUGGUAGUAGCCAUUACAAAUUCUCUUUUUUGUGUAGAGUACUUUGAUAUUGUUUAAUAAUGGGAAUAAUGAAAUUGGAGAGCCAUUGGCUCAUGUAAUAUAUCAGUUUUGACUUUUUUGAUCCAUAGGGUUCCAUAUUUAUAGUGUUUAGAUGCAUAUGAAUUUCUAAUAGGGUCACAUUUCUGCUUAUCAUUGGUCUCAGCAUUAAUCUGAUUUUUCUAUUUGAUUAGAGAGAGAACCUGCUGAUUAUAUCAUGAAUCAGCUAGUGACCAUAUUAAGGGCAUUUAACUACCAUUUAGGAUAUGCCAUUCUUUUUGGUGAUAAAAAAAAAAUUCUUUAGGGGCAGAUUUGACAAACUCUAUUUAUGCAUGACUCUUCCGAAGUAUAAGAGGCAUCAGUUAAGGAAUAUUUUAACUUUCUGUAACCAUCCAAAUCACUAGUUUGUAAGUGCACGAAAUGAACUUCAUCCACAAAAGAUGGUGUAUAAUAUAUGCAUGAAUCAUGCUGUUUCUUUUUGCCCAUUCCAUCAUUUGCAUGAUGAUGUAGAGAGCAACUGCAUCUUCUAUAAAUACAUCUUAGGAGCCUUUCAGGUCAUAGACGGAAGUUGGAAUUGUACUUGAUGAUGGAUUCUGAUUUAGUGAGGGAAUCUCCUGCCAUUGCUACUCCUAGUUAUGAAGGGAAGAAGAAGAAGAAGAGCAGGCACACAGUCACAAGGAUGAUGUUCCUUGUUGUAUUUCUUGGGUGGCUUAUGGUUUGGGUUUUGUUGCCUACAAAGGUGUAUAAACAACAAUGGACUCCCAAGCUAAACAGCAAGCUCAAUUCCACAUAUUUUGGAGAACAAGGAACAAAUCUUUUGCUAUUCACAUUCCCUAUGAUGCUCAUAGCUGCUGUGGGUUGUGUUUAUCUCCACUUUCAGAAGAAAAAAGGAAAUUCUUUCUCUAGGAGCAUCAGCGCAAGCCAUCGUCUGGCCUUCUGGAAAAAACCAGUGCUUGUGAUGGCUCCUCUUGGAAUUGUUUCAGCCAUGGAGCUUGUUUUUGCUGCCAUGUUCAUCAUGCUCUUAAUCUGGUCUCUUGCCAAUUACUUAUAUGUCAGCUUUGGUCACCUCCAUAUGCAUAAACAAGGGGAGAAAGUGUGGGAAGCUAAGUUUCGUAGCGUAUCUCUGAGACUUGGGUAUAUUGGAAACUUGUGCUGGGCAUUUUUGUUUUUUCCUGUGACUCGGGGAUCUUCAAUUCUGCCUCUUGUUGGGCUCACAUCAGAGUCUAGCAUCAAGUAUCAUAUUUGGCUUGGGCAUCUCUCCAUGGUCCUUUUUGCUGCACAUAGCAUAGGUUUUGUCAUCUACUGGGCUAUGACCAAUCAAAUGGCUGAGAUGCUAGAAUGGAGUAAAACUUAUGUAUCAAAUGUAGCUGGAGAGAUUGCCUUUUUAUUUGCAUUAAUAAUGUGGGCAACAAGCUUUCCUCGGGUGAGGCGAAAAAUGUUUGAAGUUUUCUUCUACACCCACCACAUAUACACUCUCUACAUCUUCUUCUAUGUGUUGCAUGUUGGCACUGCCUACUUCUGCAUGAUCCUUCCUGGGAUCUUUCUAUUCAUUAUCGACCGGUACUUAAGAUUCUUACAGUCACGGCAACGAGCUAGGCUGGUUUCAGCACGCAUCUUACCCUCUGAAGCUGUUGAAUUGACCUUCUCCAAGAGUCUAGGACUAACUUACAACCCCACUAGCAUCUUAUUUGUGAAUGUGCCUAGCAUUUCCAAGCUGCAGUGGCACCCUUUUACUGUGACUUCAAAUUGUAAUAGUGAGCCAGAUAAACUAAGCAUAGUCAUCAAAACUGAAGGAAGCUGGUCUCAGAAGCUUUACAACAAACUUUCUUCACUUCCUGCUGUAGACCGCUUUGAUGUCUCUGUUGAAGGACCAUAUGGGCCUACUUCAUCUCAUUUCCUAAGGCACGAGUCGCUAGUAAUGGUGAGUGGAGGCAGCGGUGUUGCUCCUUUCAUCUCCAUAAUCCGCGAGAUCAUAUUCCAAAGCACCAAACCAAACUGCAAGGUUCCAGGAAUCCUCCUCAUUUGUGCCUUCAAGAACUCUGCUGAUCUCACCAUGCUAGACCUCUUGCUUCCCGUCUCUGGCAUGACCUCGGACAUUUCACAGAUACAGCUGCAAAUAGAAGCCUAUAUCACUAGAGAGAAAGAGCAGCCCGCCACAGACACCCAGAAGCUCCUCCGAACAAUAUGGUUCAAACCAAACACAUCAGAUGCUCCCAUUUCCGCAGCCCUUGGUCCAAACAGCUGGCUCUGGCUAUGUGCAAUAAUCAUAUCUUCCUUCAUCAUGUUCCUCCUCUUCUUGGGCAUUCUCACGCGUUACUACAUUUACCCUAUUGAACAUGGCAGUGAUGAAAUUUAUCAUUUCUCCUUUAGAUGUCUCUGGGACAUGUUCUUCCCAUGUGCUGCCAUUUUCUUAGCUGCCAGCGGCGUUUUUCUUUGGCAUAAGAAACAAGCCACCAUGGAAGGGAAGCAAAUCCAGAACAUGGAAGUGCCAACACCGGUAGCCUCACCAGGGUUAUGGCUAUGCGGCAGUACAGAUAGAGAGCUCGAAAGCCUCCCCCACCAGUCCCUUGUCGAAGCUACCAAGGUGCAUUUUGGAGCAAGACCCGAUCUCAAGAAGAUACUUUUUGAUUGCAAAGGAUCGGAUGUUGGAGUUUUGGUAUGCGGGCCGAGGAAGAUGCGACAUGAGGUUGCAAGAAUUUGUUCAUCUGGUCUUGCUGAUAAUCUGCAUUUUGAGUCCAUUAGCUUUAACUGCCUAUACCAAGACCCUUGCAACAAGAGAGGAGAUAUGGAUCCAAAGGUGAUAAGAGGAACGUCCUCUUGGCUAGGAGUCUAUGCUCUUCGAUCGGUGAUCAGGUUGUUUGUAAUGGCAGCCUUUCUUGGCUACAUUAUGGUAUGGAUCAUGAUGCCCACCAACACGUUUUGGCUGCAUUGGUUGCCUGACAUCCAUGCAAAAACUGAUUCCAAGUAUUUUGGACAACAAGGUGCCAACCUCCUCGUUUAUACGUUUCCGGUCCUACUCAUUGCUACUUUGGGCUGUUUAUAUCUCCACUUAGGAAAGAAAUGUGUUGAUCAUGACAUAGAUGAAAAUUCUCGAUGGGCUUUAUGGAAACGACCUGUGCUCGUGAAGGGCACUCUGGGGAUUGUUUCUUGGAUAGAGCUAUCCUUUUUAUCCAUGUUCUUUGUCCUCUUGGUUUGGUCUGUUUCAGCUUAUUUGCACGGUAUGUUCGCAAAUAUCACCCGCCAAUCAGCAGCAAAGAUGGGAGUGCAAGUGUGGGAAGCCAAGUUAGAAAGUGCAGCUCUGAUGCUAGGCCUUGUUGGGAACAUUUGCCUAGCCUUUCUGUUCUUUCCAGUGACACGAGGAUCUUCUGUUUUGCGGCUCAUUGGCCUUACAUCUGAGUCAAGCAUCAAAUAUCAUAUCUGGCUCGGUCACACUGUCAUGACGCUCUUCACUGCCCAUGGCUUAUGUUACAUUAUCUUUUGGGCUGCAACACAUCAAAGUUCAGAGCUGCUCACAUGGGAUGAGAUCGGGGUCUCCAAUGUGGCUGGAGAGCUCGCCUUACUAUCUGGAUUAGCCAUGUGGGCAACAAGCUUCCCUCAUAUAAGGCAGAAGAUCUUUGAGCUCUUCUUUUAUACCCAUCAUCUGUAUGUCCUUUUCAUCGUCUUUUUCAUGUUACAUGUGGGCAUCUCCUACUCCUGCAUCAUGCUUCCAGGUUUCUACCUUUUCUUGAUAGACCGGUACUUGCGAUUCUUACAAUCCCAACAAAGGGUUCGCUUGGUUGCAGCCCGCCUUUUACCUUGUGAAGCGGUUGAGUUGAACUUCUCUAAAGCAUCAGGGCUGAACUAUACUCCAACAAGUACCCUCUUUAUAAAUGUGCCUAGCAUUUCCAAGCUGCAAUGGCAUCCUUUUACAAUCACCUCAAACAGUAAUACAGAUCCUGAGAAGGUAAGUGUUGUCAUCAAAAGUGAAGGAAGUUGGUCCAGCACAUUGUAUUGUAAGCUAUCAUCCCCCUCACUGAUAGAGCACCUUGAGGUCAGCAUUGAAGGGCCCUAUGGACCUACUUCAACCAAUUUUCUAAGGCAUGACAUGCUUGUGAUGGUGAGUGGAGGAAGUGGCAUUACUCCUUUCAUCUCCAUCAUCCGUGAGCUCCUCUUCAGAGCCAACAGAAUGAGCAGCAAGACUCCAAGGGUUCUUCUCGUUUCUGCUUUCAAGAAAUCUCUGGAUGUCGCCAUGCUAGACCUCCUCCUCCCGGUUUCAGGCACAACCUCUGAUAUUUCUCAGUUGCAAUUACAAAUUGAAGUGUAUGUAACAAGAGAAACAGAGCCCACAAGAGAAAACCAGAAACUCCUUAGAACCAUAUGGUUCAACUUCAAGCCCAACACAUUGGAUGUACCAGUUUCUGCCAUUUUAGGCCCAAAUAGCUGGCUGUGGCUUGGAACAAUCAUGUCAUCUUCUUUCGUCAUUUUUCUUCUGAUAAUCGGCAUUCUUACACGAUACUAUAUACAACCAAUUGACCAUAACACUAACAUGAUCUACUCCUACUCUGCAAGAUCUGCUCUAAACAUGUUACUCAUGUGUGUCUCCAUAUCCAUGCCUGCAACUGCAGCUUUUCUUUGGAACAAAAAACAGGCAACCAAGGAAAUGAGGCAGAUCCAAAACACGGCCGCACCAACACCAACCACAUCACCAGGCUCAUGGUUUUACAAUGCAGAUAGAGAGUUGGAAGCCUUUCCACACCAGUCUUUUGUCGAAGCAACCAAGGUGCACUAUGGUGAAAGACCCAACCUAAGAAGAAUAAUAUCUGAGUGUGCAGGAUCUAGCGUUGGAGUUCUUGUCAGUGGCCCAAGAAAGAUGAGGCAAGAAGUUGCAGCUAUCUGUUCAUCUGGUUUGGCAGAUAACCUACAUUUUGAGUCCAUUAGCUUUAACUGGUGAACAUACUAAAAACAUCGGCUUCAUGUUUACUUCGCCAGAUCCACAACGAGUGAGAGUUUGUCAGAUUCUGCCCAUGGACCUUUGGAUU